AUGCCAGCUCCGGGCUCGCUCCUACAUAGGAGCCUUGCUGCUUUGCUUCUAGGCACAUCCGCCGCCCAUGCCCAGAUCUGGGAUCAAGUGAUCGACACCACUGGGGGACCUGUCCAGGGUUUCAAAUACUUCAGCACCGAAACUCUCGAGGACUUCUUCAAUGUUUCUGAAUCCAACGUGACUGCGUUCCUUGGUAUUCCAUAUGCUGCUGAUACUGGUUACCACAGUCGUUGGAAAGCUCCACAACCGCGUCAAGCUUGGAAGGAAACGCUCAACGCCACCGAAUUUGGCUCGCCGUGUCCGACUAAGUUCACCUCUGGCUAUAGCGAGGACUGCCUGAGCUUGAAUAUCUGGACGAAUGCAGAUUCGGUUCAUGCGGGACUCCCUGUGAUGGUCUGGAAUCAAGGUUCGGAUCUGCCCAGUGAUAUUCCGUACUGGUAUGGUGGCGGAAUGGCAAUGAAAGAUGUCAUUCUUGUUUCUUUUAACCGCCGUGAUGAUGCAUUGGGAUACCUUGCUCACCCAGAACUGAAUAAAGAGGGACUUGAGGCUUUCGGCCAUGAGACAUCAGGAAAUUAUGGUGUCCUGGACUUUUUGGAAGUCUUAAAGUGGAUAAAGGCAAACAUCGCCGGCUUUGGUGGUAACCCAGACCGUGUUGUGAUUGCUGGUCAGUCAUUUGGCUCGUCACAGGUCUAUCAUGCAGUGAACAGCCCGCUUUUCUCAGGCUUGUUCCAUGGUGCCAUCUCGGAGUCUGGUAUUCGCUUCCCCCGUGACCCUAUGCUGGCAGGCCUUGCCACCUCGUAUAACAAUAUGUCCGCUGCUCUCUCACAUGGGUUGAACUACACUGCUUUCCACAAUGUUUCCACCAUCGCACAAUUACGAUCUCUAUCAUUGUCUGAUCUCAUGAUUGGCUCUGGUGACAGUGUUAAUAGCACCUGGAUUAACUCGAUCACGGCUCUUUCCGCGGGCUAUCCCGACAUCUUCAAGCCAGUUCUGGAUAACUUCGUUCUCCCGUCAACUUAUCUGGAGACCCUGGAACACGGCCCAGCAAAUGAUGUGCCUCUGAUUACAGGAAACACCUUGGAUGAAUCUGGCGCAUCACCAACAACAAACUACACCCUUGCGCAAUACAGACAUUACAACUUUCUCCGAUAUGGCAAUCUGUCGGAACGGUACUUCAAGCUAUAUCCGGCCACCGACAAGAAAGGUCAAAGCACAGCCAAUGCUAGCUGGAACGAUGCUGCCCGUGACCAAGGCAAGGUUGGUGCCUGGGCCUACGCUACUGAUUGGUAUCGCUCCGCCUCCUCCAAUUUCUAUACCUAUUUCUGGACACACGCGCCCCCAGGCCAGACCGAAGGAGCCUUCCAUAUGUCCGAGAUUAUGUACGCAUUGAAUGCGCUCUACUCUUGCAACAGCACGUAUCCAUUUACUUCUGAAGACUAUGCCAUUGCAGAGAAGAUGUCUGCUUAUUGGGCAAACUUCGCCAAAACCUUGGAUCCGAACAAUGGCGAUUCUUACACCGGGUCUGGUCACUUGCCUCGUUGGAAUGCCAACUCGCCUAAGGGUGAUCAGGUUGUCAUGGAGCUAGGAGAUUCCUUCUCUGCAGUCGAGAUCACUAGUCAAGAGAAAGUCGAUUUUGUGAUGGACUAUUUCCAUCAACAGCGUCCUUACUAG
Penicillium nucicola is the source of this 1671-nucleotide messenger RNA. Its product is annotated as carboxylesterase. NCBI's taxonomy places the organism in Eukaryota, Fungi, Ascomycota, Eurotiomycetes, Eurotiales, Aspergillaceae. The coding region runs from base 1 to 1671 and encodes 556 amino acids. The record is from RefSeq and is a predicted model, not a curated record. The transcript has a single exon.